CUGAUGGAAACCAGAAGACGUUAAGCUGGAUACGAUUAGCAACAUAACGAGUCACAAAUCAGGGUUACAAUACGAUGGCCUCUUUAUUGAAGAACCAAAUCUUAAAGCACUUAUCGAAAUUCUGUAAGAACCUGUCACCAGACAAAAUCAACCUAAGCACUCUGAAAGGUGAGGGAGAGUUGUGCAACUUGGAGCUGGAUGAAAACAUUUUGACACAGUUGUUAGAAUUGCCAACAUGGCUUCAGAUCACCAAAGCAUCAGUGAACAAAGUCACUAUAAAGAUACAAUGGACAAGAUUAAAAUCUCAGCCAAUAUUUUUGAUGCUGGACAAAGUAGUUGUAGAAACACAAACGUGUGAAACACCCCGCCCACCCAAUGACCCUGCCCACCUUGCGAGUUACAGAGCUGGAGGGAAGUAUGGCUUCAUAGAUCGUGUCAUUGAUGGCAUCUACGUACAUGUGGAAUCGGUUGAAGUGAAGCUAAUAUCAAAAGCUUUCCACGCUUCACUACAGUUAUUACGACUUAAAGUGCAGAGCACCACUCCAAAAUGGCAGCCAUCAAAUGACUUACGACACACGCGUCUUCGAGACACAGACAAAGAUGAGAUUAUUCUGUUCAAGGAAAUUGAAUGGCAGAAUGUGAAAAUUGAGGCAAAUGCUAUUGAGACUACCACCAAUCCAGAUUUUCUAUCAACACCUCUCAGACUGCUGGCAAAUAUGUCAAAAAUUAGAAUUACUUUCAAAAAGAAACUUAGUGACUGCAGUAUUAUUUCCUCGCGUAUCGUUCUACUGGUUGAUGAUCUUCUGUGGGUUCUCACUUCGUCACAACUUAAGGCUGCCAUUUUGUACUCAAACUCUCUGUCGGAGGUGGUGGAAAGAUCAGCACAGCAAAGCAAACAGCUGGCGGCUGAAAAACUGAAGAGACAAGGUCAUCUAGGCGGCCAGUCUGAUCACAUGAUGAAUAGACAGUCUCAGCAGGGCCAGAGUAACGCUACGCAGUCGUCGUCAUCCAUUCUGUUUAACAAGUAUGACGUCCUGACAACCUCCUACCAUCUCAUCACGAGUAGAAUCGACCUGCAUCUCUGUGAUGAUGGCACGUCUGAGACAGUUCCAGCAGCAGAGAGAGCGUGUAAUCUUGAGAAUGGAGCAAUGCAACUAACGAUGUACAAGUUCUCUGUUGACUACUACCCAUUCCAUCUAGCAGGAGGUGAAAGGAAACAGUGGUUUCGGUACGCCGACAACAUCGGUUCCCGCAACCCGUGGGUCCAACAGCUGUUCAGUGCCUUCCGCACCGAAGCCAUGGCUGCAAGGAAAGCCUGUGGGAUUAAUUCCCCUGCCACACCCCAGCAGCAGAAAUCACCCCAACACCAGAAGUCACCCCAGCACCAGAUAUCUUCCCAGCCCCAGAAGUCGCCGGUCAGAUCCCCUCAACACACAUCGAACCAGCUGAGACAGCCCCCAGGCAGUCCCGUUCAUGGGCCGAUGUCGCAGAUAGGGGGGUCUCCGAGUCACCUGGCCCGGCCCAAGUCGUCCCGUCUGCUAGAGAGCUGCAUGGUGCUGAAGGUGGAGGACUUCACGAUCUACAUGGUGUCCAGCCCCCAGAACCAGCGGAUCAGCCACAACAAGUUCUUCGCCUCCGACAAGAAGCAGCUCCACCUGCCAGCAGACAUGUCUGUGCUGCAUCUGGAGUACACGGAAUACUACUUCCCCGAUGAUCUAAACACUCCAGUUCCCCAUGCCAACCUGUACGCCCUGCUCAAUCCAGUCCGGUUGACCUUCGAUCGUCUUACUCUGCUUUGGUUAAACUUUUUUAUGCUCGACCUGUCUCUCAGUUUGAAGUAUGAUUUGGAAGCAACUAGAUCUACAGAACAUGUUGACGUGAAGUUUGAAGCUCUGAUGCCAAGGAUUCUGAUACCUGCGGAAACAAAAGUUGAAGGUCAGCCGGACAGACCUGAAUUCUUACAAAUCCAGAUCUCAAAAGCGUGCAUCUCGAACACCAGGGUGGAGGAAAAACUGACAUGCCAGGACCUGGAUACCGUUCUGGAAUCAUACAAAGGCUGUCAGCUGAUCAAUUCUACUAGUCCCCUCACAGAUACGCAGUUUGCUGCUGUACCGCGUGUCUUCUACGACCAUGCAGCACAAAAAGACAACUGCUACAUUGACCAACGAGCCAAGUGGCUCGUGCUGCAAGGUCUGGACAGCGAUCCCGAGUCGCCGGUUGCCGCUGACAAAGGUCACUUGAACACGAACACCCUAAAGAAGGAAGCAGCUCUCGACAUGUGGGGAGUCGUCAUCGACCAGGUGUGGCUCGAGUUUCUCGGUGCUUUAAAUUCACGAUCCAGGCCUCAGCCGUUCGUCGAGGCUUUACCCGUAACGUUGUGGUUCACCGCCCCGGAGAGAGACUCAUCCGACAAGCCUAAUGCUGUGAUUGACAAACUGGCGACGGUCGACACGGAGGACGUGGAUGGGGCAGCGGACCAGGCCGGUGAUGACAAACAGUCCUGUGAUAAACGUCCCUCUAGACUAGUGUUAAAACAGACUUUCUCCGAGGCCGCCACGGCAAACACAAACAACUCCGGGAACUGCGACAGCAGGGAGACGGUCGACAACAAGUCCUGCAACCGCGAUGACGAAUGCCUCGCAGAUUUCCACAUUGUCGCGAAACUUGGUGCCAAACUGCGCGUACAGCUGAACCACUUCCAGUACCUGUUCAUCCUCCGCCUGUCUGAGUCGCUGACGCGGUUUGCCGAUCAGCUAAACGCCGACUAUCGGACGCUCGGAAUCAAGGGCUCGUCGAGCGUCUCAUUCCCACUCGUCGUCCCGCAGAUCGAGGUCGCGUCUCUGUGUCCCUGUCUGAUGAAUCUCAAGUGCUUUCCUGAUGAUCUCAGCACGCCCAUUUCACCCAGAGACAACGUGAACUCCCCCAGUCGCGAAGCCGAGUUCAGUAGUCUACUGCAGUUUUCAAAUGCUGAGUUUCCUGAUGUCGCUGAAGACUUGCAAAGAGAUGAAACGGAUUGCAAGAUGGACCAGUCCGGAGAAUUUGUGCCAAAUGUAGUAAUCACCAAGUCAAGUAGCGACUCUAAAAUCCAGUCCCUUUCGAGCAAUCCGAUGAUCCUGACCUCGGACAAUGAGGAGGUAUCAAACGGCUCCCAUCAGCUGAGACAGAACCAGAACUCGCUGUCCGCCAUAACCCUCAGCGAGAACACCGUACCGGCUGCACCGCUGGAGCAAGACUUCCGAGUGUCGUCCAACUCGGUGGGCAUGGACUCGGGAAUCAGCAUGGACAGUCGGAGGAGCGCCAGGGACAACAAGAUGAAAAUGUUCUCAUCCGCCUUCGUCAACUGGACAGACAAGCUGAAGGUGAAGGUCGAUGGGACCGAUGACAACCUGUCGGUCUCCACAGACGAUCUCGAGACGAUGUCUGUGAAGACGGAUCUGUCGUCGGACGACGACUUUGAGCACCUGAUUUACGAGGAGAAGGAGGCGCCUCCUUUCUGCCACGACGUCUUCGAGACGACGUCCACCACCGACACAUUCAGUGAUCUGGCCGACGACUCGUCCAGUGUUUACGCAGAGAGCUCUUCAACGAGAGGAAAGGAAAUAGUUUCUGUGAUACUCUUCAAGCUAGACUUGCUAGAGUUAAUAAUAGAGAGUAAGGAACUGGCCACAUCAGUUUGGGCACAGGUCGCCAAAGUUACAACUUCCCAGCCAGGGAACAUCAACACUGAAGACUUCCAUGCCAAAUUUUCGAACUCCAAAGGAUAUCUUCCGGAUGACCCAGUGACAACACAAGUGGAACGUUUUCCGAUCAAAUUCUACUACUGCGCUGAGAUGGACGAACCCAGUGCACCGAAAGUGACCAUGAAUGCCCGCAUUUCGGACAUCAGUCUCACGUUCCGGAUGUCCAGUUUGACAUCGCUUGGUGAAUUUUUCGACGACGAAAAGAUCCCGGACCCAAUUCCUAUGGUUAUCGAUGUCCGGAAUCUGCUUCUCAUUCUAGAGGAAGACCGGCCAUCUGCCAGUAACCCAAGCACACCGGGUGCCAUGCCGAUGGAUAUACAAAUACACCGAGUGACCAUCCGUCGUGGUUCAGAUGGAGUUUUUCAUUUGUCUGGAGCAGCAACAGAGUCAUUAGCACAUUCGGGUUCAGCCGAUGCCACGGGUACUCAACAAAACGCAUCGGACGUGAAAACACCGGACGGUCAGAGAAUCAUAGAACUGGGGCGAACGCGGUCCGAUAUGGACCAAGGUGCCGCCGACAUGGAAUUCCCGAUGGCCAAGCUCAUGAUGGAACCGCUGAGACAGCUGCAGGCGGACAACUCUGUGCUAAGGGGGGACAACUCUGUGCUGAGGGCUCAGGUGGUCGAACUGCAGCAGGUGCACGGGCGGUGUGACGGCCAGCUGGAGUCGCUGAGGAACGAGAAUGACCGGCUCAAGGUGAAGCUGGAGCUGCUGCGCGAGUCCAAGGGAGCCAACUGCCACGAGCUGCAGAUGGAGAACUACCGGUUGCAGCAGAAAAUAGCCACCAUGGAGGAGGACCAGUCAAGCUCCACGCAGGAGAGGAUGUCGCUGCUGGCAACGCUCAAACUCCUGCAGGAGGAUCUGCUGAAAUCGGAGCAACGAAACCGUAGUCACACCACGUCGAGUUAGACACACCCACGCACACACAGUAAAACCUGCUGGAAAAGAGUAAACCUGUUCAAAAAGGGAACUGAAGUGAUUUCUGCAUGUAAAAUAAAUUGUUACCUCGAGGAAUGUCUCUUGCUCAUAAAGGCCAUAUUAUUGUAGAUGGUUAGGUGGCCUUUAUGGACAGGUUAGACUGUAUAUUGAUUUAUAGUGUAUGAUUGAUGAAAUGCCCACCGAGAGAGAGAGAGAGAGAGAGAGAUGAACGAAUGAAGAGAGAGAUUUACCCGUCAUAUAUGUCAUAUUAUAAGAUACUAUUUUCAAUAAUAAUGCUUUGAUAUCAGACAUAUUAUUGAUCUAAAAACAACAACAAUGAAAGAUGGUCUAAAGAAUGACCUAGAAAACUAAUUUCCAAAACUGUAUUACCAACACGACAAGACCAUGAGAACAAUGACAGUUUAUUUACAUAAAUAAUAUUUAAUUAAUAAUUUAUCUUUUAUAUAUUUGGUUAAUACAAGUCUAUUUUUUUAAUUCAUGAAAAUAGAUGGCUUUAUGUUAAAAAAAAAAGAAAAAAAAAGUUUUAAAAUACUAACAACCAAAAAAAGACAUCAGCUGGUCUGGUUAAUACGUCAACUGGAAAAAGGAAGAUACUAUGUUUGCUGAUUAUCUUUAUAAAAUAUAGUUUUCGAAGGAAUAUCAUAAUAAGAAAAAGAACCAAAAAAACCCAUAGUUAUCAUAACUGUUCCUCUUUUACAUAUCAUUAUUAAUACAUCAAAAGAAUUCUAUUGGGCCAUUUCAUGAAAGGGUCUCCCCUUUGCAUUAUUUUGCAUUCCAAUUUAAAAUGUUGUCCAGCCACUCUGUCACCACCAUAACACACACACACACCCACACACACACACAGAGAUGCAUAUACACACACAGACAAACACACAUGCACACAGACAUACAUAGACACACACAGACACACACUUUUCGGGCCGAACUUACAAAGGCUGUUUUUCUUAAACACAAUUAAGUGUUUAAGCAUUGUAAAUGUAUGUAGUUACAUGUGUGUGAGUCAUAAACAGGCUUAUUAAAUUCAGCCUUUCUUGUUUUAAAAGAAUUUUACAUUCUGUCUGACAAUAUUUUUAAAGCUUGUUUAUUUGAAAAAACAAAACAAAUGUAAUUAGUCGUAUCUAGUUUUGAUUACUUAAGAAGAUAUUUAGAAGUUAAAUAUGAAAUAUUUGAUAAUUGUGCCAUUUUUGUAGUGUACAUAAAGUAAACAGUUUGUCAGGUCAGUCACUGUCAGUUUUGUUUUAGAAAAUGAAAGUGAAAGUACAAACUGUGGGGGAAUAGUGUAAUAAAAAUGUAUUUGUUUAAUAAAAUGUGUAUUUUAGUAAUAGAAAAAUAAAACUGGAUUUCUCUGCGAGUAGAUUGUGGUGUUUGUUAAUUUCAUUGUACAAUUAUUUAAUGUGACUAUCAUGACUUUGUUAUCAUUGUAACAUUAAUUUUUUUUGCUAAUAAAGCUAUUUUAAUAAAUUAAAUUAUAUAUUAAAUACAUUUAUUCUUAUUAUUAUUUUCUUAUUUUAUAUAAUUUGAUUUUCUGUAUAUUUAAUGUGUUUCUAAGUGUCCUAAUGUUUGUAUCAGUAAUACCUCAAACUGGAUUUUACAGACAAAUUAUUUUAUGUGUAUUAACAAUAUAUUUAUCUUAGGAUGUGAAAUGCAGUUUGAUCUACUAUAAACAUUAGUACGACCACAGACACCUUGUAUUUACAUUGAAAUGAUAAGUAAGAAAAUGCCAUUAAUGUAUAAUUUUAAUUAUUAGAAGUCAAGUUAGCUUGAAAUGUUUUACAAUGGUAGCGAAGUCAGAGUAGUCCCUUCAGUGGACUUUUUCAUCGGUGAUACUUGUCAGUAUUAAUGUGAUGAUUUUGCUUUGUUGUUUUUUCAAAUAUGUUUCCUUUUGUUAUAUUUCAUAAUACAUGUACUAAAUUUAGGAAUUUUUAAUGAACUUUUUGAAGAGUUUUUGUUUUUGCUUUUCUGAGUAUUCUGUGAUUUGUUUGUAAAUAAUUGAAUAGUGCUCAUCAAUGUUUACACCAGUUGUAAGAAACUGCAUACAACGUGUUAUGUAUGGUAUAUCAGUAAGAAAUGGUUAUCCUGUAAGGUUCAUAAUAUUUAAUCGGCAUAUUCUGCUAUUAAAGGCACUAUUCCAAGUUUGUAGCCCGUUUUAAAGGUUUUCUGCAAAUAAAACACGUUUACAUUA
Molecule: messenger RNA, 6861 nt
Organism: Gigantopelta aegis
Lineage: Eukaryota; Metazoa; Mollusca; Gastropoda; Neomphalida; Peltospiridae
Product: UHRF1-binding protein 1-like
Exons: 18
Coding region: 75-4649 (1524 amino acids)
Source: RefSeq, a predicted model, not a curated record